AUGCCGUCAAGAAAGCCACCGUUCGGGGCAAGGUCGUCCAGUUCUCGCGGGUUCACUCGCCAAUUCCGUCUGAACAGCCAGCGGUCAGAGACCGAGGCUUUGUUGGCGUCUCAGUACGAUGAAGAAGACCAGGCCGAUAGUGACGGCUUGUAUCCGCCACAUUGCACCUGGACGAGCAGCCAGAACGAGCCACCUCGCGCAGCAGAUGUGUAUAGAAAUGCCGACUGCAAUGUCUACGAAAACAUCCUCCGUCUCCGAAGAGACAUCAUCAACAGUAUCGAUGACCCAUAUUCGCUCGAGCAAUUGAAAGCGCCGCGCAUGAACAUCUCUGUCGUCCGUCCUCUGGUCGAUUCGCUCUACGAGAAGCAGGAUCUUUCGCUCGUAUAUUGCCUCCUCGUCAAUCGAAUGCAAUUCAUCCGUGAGCAGUCCUUCGCGACCCAUCAUCAGACAGUGAAUCUUACCCGCGCACUUCUUUGCGAACUGGUCGCCGAAAAGCUCCUUCGUCGGUACAACGAAAACAACCCUGGUCCCAGAGGACUCCUCAAACUGGCAAAUAUACUGGUCGCUGGUUUCGACCCAUUCCAGGGUGCUCCGCCCGAAGUCACCCAAACGAGCGCUCAUCCCAUGCACUGGGCGGCGAGAAAGAACGGCGCAAAGAUCGAAAAGAAGCUGACCGCGCUUGAACUGGCCAUUGUGAGCGCGAGCAAGAGCUUUCUGGCCAGUAGCGCAUGUCAGAAAGUCGUGGAUGCAAUAUACCGGGGCAAACUGGUAUAUACUCCGAGCAGCUUCAUCGACAUUCUUCCCGAUGGCUGGAAGAAGCGGCCAAUCUCCCUAUAUGAUCCGAGGAGAGCACCGUUGCUAAAUCAGUAUCGCCUGAUCGUGCCACGGACCCGGAAUAUCGUCGAAGUCUUCCAAUUCGUGAUCCUGCUUGGUUUGUAUGUCGCGGUGAUGAUGGGUCGUGAAACCCGAAUGACUCCAAAAUACACGGCUGUUGAAGCAGUGUUCGACAUCUAUGCUGCUGGCUGGGUUCUCGAUCAAAUCGCCUCGGUUCUUGAACACGGCUGGGGAGUCUAUACGCAGAACUUAUGGUCGUUUCUCGAUGCCACCUUUAGCACCAUCUUCAUGAUAUACCUGGUCCUUCGGCUGCAUGCUUUGCGACUCCAUGAUCCAAAUCAGUCUAUGCAGUGGAACCGUACAGCCCUUGACGUUCUGAGCUGUGCGGCGCCAGUCUUGAUUCCACGACUGGCAUUCAACUUCAUGUCGGAAAACAUGUUGUUUCUCUCUUUGAGAGCAAUGAUGUCCGAUUUCCUGACCCUCACGGCUCUUGCUGUUUGGUGCUUUGCGGGGUUCAUGUUAAGUCUGAAAUGGUUGCAUGCUGGAGCGCACUCAUCCAUCACAAUUGGCAAAUGGAUGAUUUGGAUCUGGUUUGGUCUGGACGGGACAGGCAUUGACGAGUCUGUGGAUUUCCACUGGCUCCUGGGGCCGGUGUUGAUGGUUCUGUUCGCCUUUCUUGGAAACACGCUGUUUCUGACCAUUCUUGUUUCGAUGUUGACCACCACGUUCGGCAGUAUCGUCUCCAAUGCCAUCCAGGAGAUCCUGUUCCGCCGAGCAGUUCUGACGUUUGAAGGAGUGAAAUCAGACGCCAUUUUUGCAUAUAUGCCGCCAUUCAACAUCCUGGCAUUGGUCGUCAUGCUUCCCCUCAAGUUGUUGGUCUCGGAAAGAAUGUUUCACAAGAUUAACGUCGCAGCAGUCCGCACCCUCAAUUUUCCGACGUUACUGAUUAUCGCCUGGUACGAAAGAAGGACAUUGUGGAUAUCCGACAAACCUCGACCACAGCAUGCCAGAAGAAUAGACUGGAAGAAUGCGAAUGGACCGAGAGCGACCAUUUCGCCAUACUGGGCUAUCUCGAGGUUCUCUGUGCACGGAGAUAUUCAAGCAGUGUUUGACAUCGACCCGCCGCAGCAAGUGUUGGACAAAAUUGCCGAAGAGGACGAUUUGGAAUACAGUGAUGGCAUUGGAAAGGCCGUGAACAAAAAAUUGACUGGGGGAUUUGACUCUACCCCGGCAUCCCGGCGGCCAAGUCGAGCAACGGAUUCGAAGCGACGAACGUCUGUGGAUGCGAGAGCUGAAAACAAGGGAAAAAAGGAUCCCAAGGCUUCGGAACAGCUCGAACAGGAAUUCCAAGAGUCGAGUGAGGCCGAAGACGAAGCCAGCCAUCCCCCACGAUACCGCAAGAUAAAGCGAGGGGAAAGGAUGGAUUCCAUCGUCGACUUUAGCGAUGAUGGCAACGAUAAACUGCUGGAGGCGAACGCACGGCUACACAAGAUGGAAGCGGCCAUAGCCAGGAUGGAGGCGAUGCUAUCGCAGUUCUUGAAUCAGGAUGCCAGUUCCGAGAACAGUGAAGGGAAGGCUGAGUUGGAGCAGGAAAUACAGACCAACACGAUCAAGUAG
Molecule: messenger RNA, 2451 nt
Organism: Capronia epimyces CBS 606.96
Lineage: Eukaryota; Fungi; Ascomycota; Eurotiomycetes; Chaetothyriales; Herpotrichiellaceae
Exons: 6
Coding region: 1-2451 (816 amino acids)
Source: RefSeq, a predicted model, not a curated record